Oncorhynchus gorbuscha (pink salmon) is the source of this 384-nucleotide messenger RNA. Its product is annotated as dual specificity protein phosphatase 12-like. The record is from RefSeq and is a predicted model, not a curated record. The coding region runs from base 1 to 384 and encodes 127 amino acids. Gene Ontology annotation, molecular function: protein tyrosine/serine/threonine phosphatase activity. Gene Ontology annotation, cellular component: nucleus. The transcript is spliced from 3 exons. Gene Ontology annotation, biological process: protein dephosphorylation. NCBI's taxonomy places the organism in Eukaryota, Metazoa, Chordata, Actinopteri, Salmoniformes, Salmonidae.
AUGCAUUCCAGAACUGAGACAAGAACCCCGAUCGGAGACCAUGUCUACCGGGAGUCUAUGGAUCUGGAAGACAUGCUGCACCAUAAGCUGGGCCGUCUCCUUGGCAGAAGCAAUGUAGGGCAAAGUCAGAGUGCGGCGGUGGUGACUGCUUAUUUGGUGAAAUGUCACAAAAUGAACUUUGGGGAUGCAUACGCCAAACUCCAGCAACUUAAACCUGAUCUCUUGUGCCCAAAGUGCACCUCAAAGUUGGGCUCAUUGUACUGGUGUGGGGAACAGUGUUCCUGUAGUCGAUGGGUGACUCCUGCCUUCCUGAUGCAUAAAAACAGAGUGGAUGAAAUUAAACACAUUAGUAUAGCCACCAGAUCCGGCACCAGGAUAAAGUGA